AUGAUCAAACUCACCGUGGGCGUCCUUGCCCUCCAAGGAGCGUUUAUCGAACACAUCAAACUGCUGCAGCAAGCCGCGGCACUUCUACAAGCCGACCCGGAACGAAAGGAUCAGAGCUUUCAAAUCAAAUGCAUUGAAGUCAGGACCACAGCCCAGCUGGAAACGUGCGAUGCUUUGGUUCUACCAGGAGGCGAGAGCACUGCUAUCUCUCUCAUUGCUGAGCGAACUGGAAUUCUGGAACCACUGCGAGAAUUUGUCAAGGUGCUCAGAAAGCCUGUCUGGGGAACUUGUGCCGGCUUGAUUCUUCUUGCGGAGAGCGCAAACAAGUCGAAGUUGACUGGACAGGAACUCAUCGGCGGGUUGGAUGUAAGAGUGCAGAGGAACUACUUUGGUCGACAGGUGGAGAGUUUCGAAGCAGAGUUGGACUUGCCGUUUCUAGGAAGUGGGAAGCCUUUCCAUUCAGUUUUCAUCAGAGCCCCAGUGGUCGAAAAGGUGCUGCCGUUAUCCACGAGACUGGUGGAGGCCGAAGGCACAGUAUCGGCUCCACCACGGAGAGAGACCACGGCGCCGGUAGAGAUUCUGGGCCGUCUACCUGGUCGAGCCAAAGCUAUUCGUGAUAAGGCCACGACGGCAGAAGAGCUCGGCGAGGAUGGCGACAUCAUUGCUGUCAAGCAGGGCAAUGUCUUUGGAACUGCCUUCCAUCCAGAGCUGACUGGUGACCCGCGUAUCCACGCUUGGUGGUUGCUGGAGGUCGCGAGACUGAAGACGGAGACGRUGUAA
Messenger RNA from Ramularia collo-cygni, 780 nucleotides. RefSeq names its product related to Sno-type pyridoxine vitamin B6 biosynthetic protein SNO1. Gene Ontology annotation, molecular function: glutaminase activity. Bases 1 to 780 code for a protein of 259 amino acids. NCBI's taxonomy places the organism in Eukaryota, Fungi, Ascomycota, Dothideomycetes, Mycosphaerellales, Mycosphaerellaceae. Gene Ontology annotation, cellular component: glutaminase complex; cytosol. The transcript has a single exon. Gene Ontology annotation, biological process: pyridoxal 5'-phosphate biosynthetic process; pyridoxine metabolic process. The record is from RefSeq and is a predicted model, not a curated record.